Messenger RNA from Paraglomus brasilianum, 3414 nucleotides. The record is from the annotation of a GenBank genome assembly. Lineage: Eukaryota; Fungi; Glomeromycota; Glomeromycetes; Paraglomerales; Paraglomeraceae.
AUGAUAAGAGGGUUUUCACGUCUACGGACUUCUGUAAAAUCACAUUCAUUAUAUGUAGUGCUAUUAUAUACAGUUUUCUUGGGAGCUGUGCUUGCAGCUUCUCCAUCCGCACUCGAAAAAGAGGCUUUUAUCAAUUCGCUAAUCCGUCCCAAAGCAGUAUAUUUGCCAACAACACGAUCUACUGCUGAUCUCGUCAAGAGAGGAGAAGAAAAUUGCCAAGAGGAAUGUCCUCCGUGCUUUGAUUGCCAUUUAGAAGCCUUUCCUUGCAAGCAAUUCGGGAACUGCAGUGACUAUGAUGGGCGUUGUCAGUGUCCACCCGGUUUCGGUGGAUUGGACUGCUCUAAGCCUUUGUGUGGCUCAUUAGCCGAUGGAAAAAACCGGUUGCCACGAGAAGAUGACCAAUGCGUUUGUUCAGAUGGCUGGGGUGGAAUCAAUUGCAAUGUAUGUCAGUCAAAUGAGGCAUGUGAUCCACUUGUUAUCACUGGGCAGAAUGGCACUUGUUAUAAAGGUGGACUGACUGUUAAUGAGAACUUCCAAAUGUGUGACGUGACAAAUAGGAAAAUUCUUGACAUGUUGCCUAAUCAACCUCCACAAGUUACGUUCUCCUGCAACAGAACCAACAAUACGUGUGAUUUCCAAUUUUGGAUCAAUAGAACAGAAUCAUUCUAUUGCCAUCUUGAUGAAUGUGCAUUUGAACAAGAAAUUGGCUACAAUAAGAAUGUAACAGAUUAUUCAUGCAAAAAGAUAAAGUGCGAAUGCAUGAUUGGAGAGAUGCUCUGUGGGAAGGAAGGCAGUAUUGACCUGUCAGACUGGCUAGUUCAGGAGAUCAAGGGCCCCGCUUCGUUCACGUGUGUCAAUUCUGACGAUUGUCGUUUUGAUGAACCUCAAAUGAGUGAACUCAUAAAGUCAGUAUUCGCAGACAAAUAUAUUACGCUUAGAUGUUAUAGUGGCGAAUGUCUUCACUACACACAAGUGCCUGGAUUUGUCCGACCGGAAAAACCAAGAAAUACGACGAUAAUCCUUGUUUCAGUAGUAGCAGUUAUGGCGUUUGUCUUUGCAGUUUUUGGAGGCGUGUUCCGUUUAUCGCGUAAUUGGAGAGAAUCCCAUAAUGGCUUUGUACAACUCCCCGAUGAUGAAGCAGGCAAACUUAUGACUGACCAUACGCCAGCUUCUCUAUUAUUCCAAAACGUGCGAUAUUCAAUUGCAGAUAAACAAGUGCUACAAGGUAUACAUGGGAUGGUACAGCCUGGAGAAGUGAUGGCCAUCAUGGGCGCAUCUGGAGCAGGGAAGACAUCAUUUUUGGACAUUUUAGCACGAAAGAAUAAGGCUGGUACAAUAUCUGGCGAAAUAUAUGUUAAUGGACGUGUAGUCGAAGAUAGCAAAUUCAAGAGUCUUGUCGGUUAUGUUGAUCAAGAAGAUCAUUUACUGCCUACAUUGACCGUAUACGAGACUAUUUUAUAUUCUGCCCUGUUGAGAUUGCCGCGGGAAAUGUCAUUGCAGGCCAAGAAAUACAGAGUGUUGGAGACUAUGAAUGAGUUGGGAAUAUUGUCGAUAAAAGAUUCGAGAAUAGGGGAAGCGGGCGCUCGAUCGAUUUCCGGCGGAGAGAAACGUCGUGUUUCCAUUGCAUGUGAAUUAGUAACUUCACCAUCCAUCCUAUUCCUUGACGAACCGACAUCUGGUCUUGACGCUUAUAAUGCAUAUAAUGUUAUCGAAUGCCUUGUAACACUGGCAAGAAAUUACAACCGUACAGUUAUAUGUACAAUUCAUCAGCCCAGAAGCAACAUAUUCAUGUUGUUCGAUCAUUUGCUACUGCUUGCUGGAGGUUACAUGGUUUACUCUGGUGAAGUGAAGGAAUGCGCGGAAUAUUUUGAGAGUAUUGGACAUAAAUGUCCGCCUGGCUUCAAUCUAGCAGAUUAUCUAGUGGACUUGACGAUGUACGCGGCCAAACCCGCAGAGGAAGAGGGGGGCGCAGAAGGUCACUCAACCUCGAUUUCUGCAGAUACACGAAAUCAACCUGUUGAACUUCUGAACAGAAGCAAUGGCAGGACGCCAUCUCGUAGUCAGCCUCCAAUCCACGAUUUACAGGAAUUACAACUCUACAGACCCCAUCGGCAAUCAAAUAAUAGUAGUAAUCCAAACAGCGAAGAGCCCGUCUGGGAGACAGAGUUGAGGAAUAGACCUCGACCAGCUAGACGUCCUACUGGAUCCAGUACUGCCAUAGAUGUCGACUACGAUGAGUUCGAGCAUACAGACAACGAAAGGAUAAGUGAGCAUUUACUGACGCUUGUUAACGGCUAUGCCAGAAGUUUGGUUGCACUUAGGAUUAAAGAUGAAAUCAGCCAGGCAGUAAAUAGCAAUGGUAACGAAGAACGGCCCUUAAUAGCUUCCGCCCAAGAGACACAGACUAUCACUUCCCAUCGUAGAGCCUCAUGGUUGACUCAGUUCAAAAUCCUUUCUGAUCGUACAUUUAAGAACCUAUAUAGGAAUCCUAUGCUCAUGUUCACUCACUACUGCAUUAGUGUCUACUUGGCCUUGCUCUGUGGUGCUUUGUUUUAUCAAGUUACAAACGAUAUUGCGGGUUUCCAAAAUCGAAUGGGCGUACUUUUCUUCAUGUGUGCCCUUUUCGGAUUUGGUUGCUUGAGUUCGCUACAUGUAUUUUCCGAAGAAAGGAUUUUGUUCGUAAAAGAACGGGCUAACGGAUACUAUGCUCCAAUUACAUACUUUGCAUCCAAGGUGUUAUUUGAUAUCAUACCUCUACGUGUUGUGCCACCCAUACUUAUGGGAGUAAUAAUCUAUCACAUGGUUGGCCUUGUUGGCGGGACAGUGUCUUUUCUCAAAUUCAUCUUGGUAUUGGUAUUGUUCAACCUCACUGCAGCAAGCAUUUGUCUGUGCAUUGGCAUCCUCUUCAAGGAAAUCGGGGUUGCCAGUCUAUUAAGCAGUCUGGUUAUGUUAUUCAGUAUGCUGUUUGGUGGUUUGCUUCUUAACAAAGAAUCUAUUCCUGAAUAUUUGGCAUGGCUCAAGGACCUUUCAUUCUUCAAUUAUGCCUUUGAGGCUUUAAUUGUCAAUGAAGUUGCAUAUUUACAAUUAACUGAAGAAAAGUUUGGUUUAACGAUUGAUGUUCCUGGCGCCACUAUCUUGUCUACUUUUGGUUUUGAUGCUGCAGCAUACUGGGCAGAUGUUAUCAAAUUAGCAAAAAGCAGAAGAGACAUUCACCUCGGUCGUCAGCGAGCCCUUAUUGAUCCAUUUUCGGCGAUGUUCGCCAGCAGCAAGAAGCGUGACGACAACGUCGCAUUCGAACUCUAUUGUGUGUCAGGCGACGGCGAGCACAUUGCCGUGAGUAAUAUCAUCGGAACGCUUCCAACGCCCUUGUUCGAAUUGAUGUACUGCUGGAGCAUUCUCCGCGACAAGCAAUAG